GGGUUCGUGGAAACCUCUCAACGUCACAGCGUCAGAGGAACAGCAAUGGCUACAAGGAGCUCUAGGUUUCCACGGACCCAAGCAAGCAGAGGAAAUUCAUACAAAAACAUUUUUAAUAAAAUCCGACAGGGCCAAAUCACUGGUGUUGGGUUGACUAGAGGGUCCCAGUUUCCUGUGGCUCUGCUGGAGGACAGAGAUAAAAGAGCUCAAUGGCAGGGGAUACCAGUGUUACUGAGGAGACUUCACCAGAGCAGCCAUCCGAACAGCGAUCUCUCCAAGAUUCACAGCAUUGUCAUGGAACUGUCAUCAUUGCUGUCAAUGGAGGCCAUGUCAUUUGUCACAGAGGAGCGCAAAACACCACAGGAGUCGGUUUCACCCAAUACAUAUACGUUUGACUUGUUCGGAGGAGUUGAUUUAUUUGUAGAGAUUCUGAUGCGGCCAACGCUCACAGUACAGGGAGACCUACCCAUAUUGAGUGAUGAUCUCAUCAAGGAUUGUCUAAGCGUCCUGUACAACUGCUGUAUAUGUACAGAGGGCGUUACAAAAAGCCUUGCAGCGAGGGAGGAUUUCGUCAUGUUCCUGUUCACUCUCAUGUCGAAUAAAAAGGUUUUCCUACAAACUGCCACCCUUAUUGAGGACAUUCUGAGUGUUCGAAAGGAAAUUAUCCAGCUUGAAGAAAUUCCCAACUUGGCCAGUCUGGUCCAGAGCUUCAACCAGCAGCAGCUGGCCAACUUCUGUCGUAUCCUCUCGGUCACCAUAUCAGAGCCAGACAUGGGUGUAGAUGACAAACACACCCUCCUGGCCCGCAGUACCCAGCAAAAGACCAACACAUGCCCAUCGUGUGCUGAGAGCAACCAGGUGGCUCUGCUGAAUAUCCCAGGCUUUAUUGAGCGUCUUUGUAAGCUCGCCACACGGAAAGUUACAGAGGCGGCGGGUGCCUCUGCCCGACUGGAGCUGGAGGACUGGCACAGUUGGCUUGACAAUGCACUGGUACUAGACGCUCUCAUGCAGUUAGCAAUUGAGGAGGCAGAGCAGAACAGUACAGAGUCAUCUGAUGAGAGCUCACUGUCCUCCAGUCCACUCAGACACAGGCUGCCCCAAUCUAUGAAGAUCGUGCAUGAGAUCAUGUACAAAGUGGAGGUUCUCUAUGUGCUUUGUGUGCUGCUUAUGGGCCGACAGAAAAAUCAGAUUUUUACUCUUGUAACUCAGGUUCACAGAAUGUUGGCAGAGUUCAAAUUAAUUCCAGGUCUCAAUAACCUGUUUGAUAAACUGAUCUGGAGAAGGCAGACGUCUGGUCAUGUCCUACAUCGGCAGAACCAGAACUGUGACUGCAGUCCAGAGAUCUCUUUCAAGAUCCAGUUCCUCAGGCUGCUGCAGAGCUUCAGUGACCACCAUGAGAAUAAAUACCUUCUUUUAAGUGGACAGGAGCUGAAUGAACUGAGUGACAUUUACCUGAAUGCAAACAUCAUUGAAAUGGAGGCACUGAAUAACACAGACAGAAACCUUGUCUGUGAUGGUAAAAAAGGUCUUCUUACACGGUUAAUCUCGGUCAUGAGGAAAGAGCCAAUUGAUUCUUCAUUCAGGUUUUGGCAGGCAAGAGCAGUGGAGAGUUUUCUGAGAGGAACGCCAUCAUAUGCCGAUCAAGUUUUCCUUCUCAGAAGAGGCUUGUUAGAGCAUAUUCUAUAUUGCAUCAUCGACAGUGGCUGCAAGUCACAUGACGUCCUUCAGAGCUACUUUGACCUACUUGGUGAGCUUAUGAAGUUCAACAUCGAUGCCUUCAAAAGAUUUAACAAAUAUGUCAACACUGAGGAGAAGUUUCAGAUGUUCCUGACUCAGAUCAACAGCUCCCUGGUAGACUCUAACAUGCUGGUACGAUGUAUAGUCCUGUCUCUAGACCGCUUUGAGAGCCAGACUAAAGAUAUGAAAGUGGUUGAAGUGUUUUCAGUGUGUCGCCUCUUGUCCUACAUGGCUCAAGUGGAAAACAGGUUGUCCUUCCUUUUUAGACUGACCAGCAUCAUCAAUGUCCAAACCCUCACUCAGGAGAACGUGAGCUGUCUGAACACCAGUCUGGUGAUUCUGAUGCUGGCACGGAGGCGGGGCAAGUUGCCUUUCUACCUGAGCGCACUGCAAGAGAAGGAAUAUGCAGAGAAAUACCCCGGCUGUCUGCUCAACAACUUCCACAACCUGCUGCGCUUCUGGCAGCACCACUACCUCAACAAGGACAAGGACAGCACCUGCCUGGAGAACAGUUCUUGUAUUCCCUUCACCUACUGGAUGGAGACGGUCUCAGUGCUGCUGGGCUCUGGUAGAAGUUCACGCUGUGCUAUUGCCACCUACAUUGAUGAAGCCUACAGGGACCUGGACAGAGACUUCCUGGAGCUGUGACUAUAGAGACUGAGAGGACUCUCUUUACAUCAGAAUUACAUCAUGCCUAAGUUUAUCAGACCUAGACCUAGUGUGUGUGGGUGCAAGUGUAUCUGGGUAUUCAUGGCGCCGAGGGUAUUGAUCUGCUUGUGUUCAAUAGCAUGAAUGUGUGUUGGCUCAAAGUAUUACAUAUGAAAUGAAUGUUCUUGGGAAUAUGUAAUUCGACUAGGUGUGUUUGUGUUUGCAGUGGCACAAUCUACAGUCUGGAUGUUUUUCAGUUGGUCCAUAGAGUUACAGCUGUCUUGUUAUCUAGUGCUGAGCUCUCUCGCCCCAUGAAGGUUGGCUUGUUUUACACAUCCAGAAAUGACAAACUCCUAGAAGUAGUCAGGAAGAGCCUCACUGCCUCUUACUGCAAAAAAACAAAAACGGCUAUUUCAGGGACAUUCUAAUGUCUAAUAUUGGUGAUUGGCUUAGUUUACAUACUACCUGUAUAUUUAUGUUAUUAUGUAUGUAGUUCUCACUUGACCUAAAAAUUUAACUUUUCAGCCCCGAACUCACAGAGUGCAUCAAAAGAAGAGAGAAGCAUCAAAAGAAAAUAAAGACGUUUUAUC
Sinocyclocheilus rhinocerous is the source of this 2975-nucleotide messenger RNA. Its product is annotated as short transient receptor potential channel 4-associated protein-like. Gene Ontology annotation, cellular component: Cul4A-RING E3 ubiquitin ligase complex. The transcript has 19 exons. Gene Ontology annotation, molecular function: phosphatase binding. Lineage: Eukaryota; Metazoa; Chordata; Actinopteri; Cypriniformes; Cyprinidae. The coding region runs from base 46 to 2385 and encodes 779 amino acids. The record is from RefSeq and is a predicted model, not a curated record. Gene Ontology annotation, biological process: ubiquitin-dependent protein catabolic process.